CUCCGGCCAGCGCUCAUUCACUAUGAUGCGCGCCUAGUUGAAGGAAGCUCUCCACACCCGGUUCCCCCUGCACGCCUAAAACUUUCUAAUGAAAUCCCCCAAAACUUUUUGACAAAUAAUAUUUUUUUUCCUCUGGGGGCCAAUAGGGUUUUCGACUUAUUAAUCCGUGUUUUUUUAAUUGAAAAGAGAACUUCAGAAUAUGGAGCCCAGUUCCACAGAGGGAGGAGCUGAGGAGAAGCUUGUUAGAAGUCUUCCUCACAAAGUGAUACUCAAGCAUGGCCAAGAGCUGGAGGAAGAGCAGGAGGAGCUGGCCGAGCAUCAGCCUCUAGAGCAGGAAGACCUCAACUUUGAGAGAUGGAAGCGCAGGCCGAUUCCCAAGAGGACGCUCCACCAGAAAAUAGACGACCUGAAGACAUACCUGUGGAAUGCAGAGACCAACGAAUUCAUGGGUCGCUCUGGGAAGAGCUGGAGCCUCAUCCUACUCUUCUAUGCUGCACUUUAUUUGUUUCUUGCAGCCAUGUUUGGCGGCUGUUUGUUUUGCCUCAUGUGGUCUAUUAGUCCCUACCACCCCACCUUCAACGAUAGAGUGAUGCCACCAGGUAUGACGAUGGCCCCGCACCUAGAAGGCCAUGAGAUUGCUUUUAACGCAUCUGAUCGCAAAUCCUGGAGGAAGUACGCCAGGUCUAUGGAGGAAUAUCUAAGACCGUAUAACGAUGCUGCUCAGCAGAGGAAGAAUAUUCCCUGUGAUAAGGAGACAUACUUCAUGCAGGACGACUUGGACGAGGCUGCAGAGCGGAAAGCGUGUCAGUUUAAACGGUCCUGGUUGGGGCAGUGUUCAGGGCUGCAGGACGCCAACUUUGGCUAUUCUCAGGGAAUGCCAUGCAUCCUCCUUCGAAUGAACCGGAUCCUCGGUUACUUACCUGGUCAGGGGAAACCGAUAAAUGUGACCUGUGGCGUUAAGAAAGGACCACCAGAAGUUUUGGGAAAAAUUGAGUUUUUUCCCAAAAGCAUUUUUGAAAACAAGUAUUAUCCAUACUACGGGAAGCUGAGACAUGUAAACUACUCUUCACCAGUCGUGGCUGUACGUUUUACGGGCGUGCAGCAAGGCGCUAACAUCCAAGUACAAUGCAAACUGAACGGAAAGGGCAUCAUUAACGAUUCUCCCACUGACCGCUACCUGGGCAGCGUGACCUUCUCCUUGGAGGUCGGAGCGUAAGGCGAAGGUGUCGCAGGACGCUCACAAGACGAGGCAGGAAAACAUUCACGAGACAAGAUUUAUACUGAACCGUUAUUUUCCAUGAGAUAUGUAAUUUGCCCCUGUCCUCGUCUUUCACUUAAAUAUCUUCUGCUGUGAAACAAAAUCCUCAAGAAGUAGGUAUUUACUCGUGUUUUUUGUUGUUUCUUUGUACCACGAGUGUGCUACUGGCACCUGCACCCACAACAAACAGUGCUGAGCACAGGAACGAGUGCCUAGAGCGAGUUAUUCCUGUUCGAUUCCUGAUAUUUUGUAAUGAUUAGUGAGAUUAACCGCACUAAAUUACACUCUGCCCAUUAGUUAGAGUUUCUGGCUAUGCAAAUCCAAUUAUGAAUUAAACAUUAAUAGGGAACUAGAGUUCUUUCAGGUUAGAUCGUACGUUUUUGUGCA
Molecule: messenger RNA, 1645 nt
Organism: Maylandia zebra (zebra mbuna)
Lineage: Eukaryota; Metazoa; Chordata; Actinopteri; Cichliformes; Cichlidae
Source: RefSeq, a predicted model, not a curated record